Molecule: messenger RNA, 1002 nt
Organism: Fusarium poae
Lineage: Eukaryota; Fungi; Ascomycota; Sordariomycetes; Hypocreales; Nectriaceae
Exons: 4
Coding region: 1-1002 (333 amino acids)
Source: RefSeq, a predicted model, not a curated record
AUGGUUGCCCCGCCUCCUGGCGACGUCACUUGUUCAAAAGACGAACUAGACCCCAAGAUACGACGCAAGCUCAAUGACGCCCUUAGAGUUGCCGCCAAAGAUGCUGCGAUAGGAGCCAAGCUGAGAGAGUUCAAGUUUUAUACGAUCUUGCUUAUUGGUCUAUCUUACAGCAUAGAGGGUCUUAGGGCGCUUAGUCUAGAGGUUAUUGGCCAAAUAUGCGUGUUUAUUCAAGGAUAUAUAGUGAAGUUCGAGCUGAUUCCUUUCCUCCUUCAAACGAAUAUCCUUUCAACCAUUGGCCUGGCGAAAGCAGGUGGUAUCGACUUGAAAACAUUGGAGACAGAGAUAGAAAGCUUUAAGGGGAGCAACAGUCUAGCAAACGGCGACCAUCCAACAAGCAAGCUCAGUAGGGAGGGUGGAGCCAUUGACCCAACACCCGGGCCUUUGCAGAAGAGGGCGAGAACAGACACUGUGAUCCAAGCCGAAGUGCCAACCGCUGUAAACACGGCAGAAAAGCACCAAACUUCUCACGUCGAACCUCCCACUGGAUCUCUGAGUGUCUUCAAGGAUCGAAAUGGCGGAACGUUCGUUCCCAGGAAGCAGGUGGUGCGUUUUAUGAGUUGUGACAAAGGACUAUAUGAAUUGAGGGCAAACCCACGUCGGGUUCGCGGCUACACAAUGUUAGUGAAAGGUGAAGGUUAUUGGUCCUUAUCCUUCUAUCCAUUGGUAGAAAUGAAGGACGCACUUAUGAAAUUAACCGAGGACAACUCGGAAAGUUCGAAAUUCAAUAUCCCACGUGACAAAAAUAUCUACAAACUCAACCUUGAUGAAGCCUUUGGUUCUGAUUUGGGACCUGAUUGUCGAGUCCACCACCAAGCAACACUAUUGGUUAACAAAGAGGGAGACUUGUCACUGACGUUCUUUCUGACUGGAUACAAAGGGGAGGAGCUUAAAAAACUACCAAGUUUCCAGCUUUUUAGGAAACGCUCAAUUGUCCCAACAUAG